Gossypium arboreum is the source of this 1713-nucleotide messenger RNA. Its product is annotated as protein EXPORTIN 1A-like. The record is from RefSeq and is a predicted model, not a curated record. Gene Ontology annotation, molecular function: nuclear export signal receptor activity. NCBI's taxonomy places the organism in Eukaryota, Viridiplantae, Streptophyta, Magnoliopsida, Malvales, Malvaceae. Bases 837 to 1268 code for a protein of 143 amino acids. Gene Ontology annotation, cellular component: cytoplasm; nucleus. The transcript has 9 exons. Gene Ontology annotation, biological process: ribosomal large subunit export from nucleus; ribosomal small subunit export from nucleus; protein export from nucleus.
CAAAAUUUGACCCCAAAUUUCCCAUUUCCAGCAACACCAAGUUAAUACACCUACACCAAUCAGACUUGUUUAUCCUUUUCAUUUCACUGCACUAAAUUCACCCACCAUAGCUACUCCAUUUCUCUCGAUCUGUUAGGGUGUCUUUUAAUUCUAGGCUUUCAAGAAAGCUGAGCCUGCUCCGAAAAUGCUGUGAGAAAGAGGAUCUGUUGGUUUAGGAUAUAACUUUUGGUUCAUGAAGAAGUGACCCCUCCGCAUCAAGAUAGUCAAUUGCUGCUCCUAGAACCGGGGGAAGACUAAAUGGGUGAAAAGAAGACAUUCCGGGGGCGAGUGAAUCAGGCUCCGUGCCAAAACCGAAGGAGCCUCGGAUUCCUCGCAUGCCUCAAUUGUUAGAUUUCCAAUUCUUCAACACUCAGAGGCUGAGUGAGUUGUAUAAGAAAGAAGUACGCUAUCUCAUGGUCUGCAUGAUCUGUAUAAAUACCUUUUUCCCCCUUUUUGUACAUUGACUUGAUGUUUGUUGUGAGUUAUCUUAUGACUGGAUUUUUUUUUCAAUUAAAAUUAGCAAACACAUCAGAAGAAUCAGGUAAAGGACACUAUUGAUGUGGAUGAACCUGAAGAAAGGGGAGACCCGUUAACUGCUGAAGAGUUGGAAGAAAAGGAGUGACUAUUAGAAGAAGGAUUUUCUUCAUGGAGUAGAAGAGAUUUCAAUACUUUCAUUAGAGCCUGUGAGAAAUAUGGACGGAAUAAUAUAAAGAGUAUUGCUUCAGAAAUGGAAGGGAAGACAGAGGAGGAAGUUGAAAGAUAUGCUAAAGUAUUUAAAGAAAGAUACAAGGAGUUAAAUGUUUCACAUUCGGGUGCUAGAGACUGUGCAAGAAAAUAUUUCUGCACUGUUAGUGGGUCUGGAAUACCUUAUCAACAUAUCUUAUGUGGAUGAUACAGAGGUCUUUAAGGUUUGCUUGGACUAUUGGAACUCCUUGGUCUUGGAGCUGUUUGAUGCAAAUCAUAACAUGGAUAAUCCUGCUGUAACUGCAAACAUGAUGGGACUGCAGGUGCCUUUGCUUUCUGGCCUGGUCGAUGGCCUUGGUGCCCAGCUUCUGCAACGAAGGCAACUUUAUGCUGGUACAAUGUCAAAGUUGAGAAUGCUCAUGAUUUACCGUAUGGCUAAGCCUGAGGAGGUUUUGAUAGUUGAGGAUGAGAAUGGCAAUAUCGUUCGAGAGACGAUGAAAGAUAAUGAUGUUCUUGUUCAGUAUAAGAUUAUGAGGAGACAUUGAUCUAUUUGUCUCACUUAAAUCAUGAGGAUACUGAAAAGCAGGAAUUGGAGAGAAGAAGAGAAGAACUUGAAGAAUUGCUCUUGGGAGAAGGGUAUGAGAGAAUGUGGGUGAUUAAGUCAAAUGGAGAAAGGGACAACAUGUCCUUGUUGUGUGCAAGUGUUUUCUCCCUGAGACAGGCAAGGAACCUGACAUCAAGAAUGGUUCAAUUUAAAGAUGCUUCCUUGUACUCAUUCUCAUCCUCUUUAUAUUUUCCAAUGCUAUCUUCAGGUAGGAUACUAAGAAUUUCCUGUACUAUUCUUUCUGAUUGCUUAUAAAAUAGUUUGCUCAUUAGAACCUUCAUUUUCUCGUCUUUUAUUUAUUUGUGUAAAUCAUUUUUCUUUGUUUAGUGACACAACGAAUCUUUGAACAUAAUUUCGUUGAGUAAUAUAUAAAUGAUUUUUAAAAA